This is a messenger RNA of Limulus polyphemus (Atlantic horseshoe crab), 2010 nucleotides long. RefSeq names its product cytochrome P450 2U1-like. Bases 43 to 1542 code for a protein of 499 amino acids. Gene Ontology annotation, biological process: xenobiotic metabolic process. Gene Ontology annotation, molecular function: oxidoreductase activity, acting on paired donors, with incorporation or reduction of molecular oxygen, reduced flavin or flavoprotein as one donor, and incorporation of one atom of oxygen; iron ion binding; heme binding. The transcript is spliced from 6 exons. The record is from RefSeq and is a predicted model, not a curated record. Gene Ontology annotation, cellular component: intracellular membrane-bounded organelle; cytoplasm. Lineage: Eukaryota; Metazoa; Arthropoda; Merostomata; Xiphosura; Limulidae.
AAGCCACAAGCUUAACUGAUUUCACGUUGUCCUUCUCCCAAGAUGAUCAGUGGGGUGCAAGAAUAUAUCAGUUUUCCGAUAUUUAUUAUUACUGUUGUAGUCGGUCUUUUGAUUCUCCAUUUGUUGAAAAGCAGGCCCACAAACAUACCGCCUGGUCCCGUAGGAUUACCCUUUGUAGGAUACUUACCAUUUUUGGGUUCUGAGCCUCAUCUUACCCUAAGAAACUUAGCUGAGAAAUAUGGGGACAUACUAAGCUUCUCUAUUUGUGGAAAAACUGUUGUUUAUUUGAACAACUACGAAGUUAUUCGUGAAGCGUUUCUUAAACGAGGGGAUGAGUUUGCAGGGAGACCUCAAUAUCCAAGCUUUUUUAGAUGGCUAACGGACGGCACAGGUAUCAUUCAGGACGAAGGGAGACAAUGGCAGGAACACAGGCGUUUUGCUCUCCAUACUCUCCGAGAUUUCGGCUUUGGUAAGUUAAGUUUGGAAGGCCGUGUUCAGGAGAUUACCAAGGACAUCCUCAAUACCUUGAAGGAGACAAAGGCGAUGCCCUACGACGUGUCCACCCUAUUGGCUAACAGUACAGCUAAUGUAAUAAGUAGUCUUAUGUUUGAUAAGCAUUAUGACUACCAAAAUCCAGAGUUUCUACAACUUCGGAAUUUAACGCAGACGUUUCUUUACGCUAUACCUGGACUCGGUUCAUUCAUACCAAGGACUUAUAUGAACUAUUUGCCAUCAAUUCUGCUGCCCACUUUUAAAACGAUAAACGGAGUUAAGAAGGAGUUUCACGAAUUUGUCGAAAAAAUCAUCCGAGAACACGAAUCAACGUAUCAAGAGGCAAACCUUCGAGAUUAUGUAGACGUAUACCUGGAACAGAAAUACCGAGCAGAAAGGGAAGAAAGGAUAGAUGAGAGCACAUUCACGUUGAAACGCUUAGCAGCCAUUAGUUUGAACAUGUUCCUUGCUGGUACUGAGACUACGUCCAACACCCUCUACUGGGGAAUGAAGUUAAUGACCUUCCACCCAGGAAUACAGGACCGUGUGUAUAAAGAGAUUGUAGAAGUUGUGGGAAAGGAGAGACUUCCUUCCAUGGUUGACCGCAAUAACAUGCCUUACACAGAGGCUACAAUAAUGGAAAUUCAACGAUUUGCUAACAUUGUACCCUUGGGGAUUGCCCAUUCAAAUCCAGAACAAACAACACUACGUGGCUACACAAUUCCAAAGAGGUGCGUUCUGUUGGCGAAUUUGUGGAACGUCCAUAGAGACCCCAAGUACUGGCCAGAACCAGAAAAGUUCGAUCCAUCCAGGUUUCUGAGUUCAGACGGCAAGGUAGUGAAGAGGGAAAGUUUCAUACCCUUCAGCAUUGGUAAAAGAAUCUGUCUUGGAGAAACUCUCGCUAAGAUGGAAUUGUUCUUAUUCUUUACGGCCAUUCUCCAGCAGUUCCAUAUCAAGGCACCAGAGGGCGACCUCAAGACCUUUGACAGAUAUACCAGCAUAGUUCGGCUAUUGAAGCCUUUUAAAAUAGUAGCCGUUGCUCGAGAUUGAACCGUAAUUGUACCAAAUCCUUCUUUAUUCAAAAUAUGGGCUUACUUGAAAAUUCGAGAGAAGGCUGUUUCACUUUUAUGUUCUAAGGUUUGUUAUACACGUGCUUUCUUAUAAUAGAUGGUACAAUAUAUAGCUGUGUAAUAAUAUUUUCAAAUAAGCUUGUGUAGAGUGCUAUUCUAACGAUCUUUUUUGAUAUUAUUUUAUUUUCGUAAUGAUCAUUUUCAUGUUAAUCGAUUUUUUGAAAUAUGUUUAAUAAUUGCUUUCUUGUUUGACGGAAGUGCACUCCUGAACAUGGAACUGUUUGUUUACAGUUCUUUAUAUUACAGAAAACUGAUGGGAAAGUGUAAUGGGCAAUAUUAACUAUGGCUCAGUCUAGUUGAAACUCUAAAUUACUUUUAAACGAAUAAGAUAAACUGACUGAUUCGAAUAAAACUUGCUGAUUUAACUUAUCAGCUACAAUGCAUUUUA